AUGGGGACGGUGGAGGAGAGGCUGGGGGAGAUGAGGGAGGCCUUCAGAAGCGGGAAGACGAAGUGCGAGAAAUGGAGGAGGUCCCAGCUGAUGGCUCUGCUGGCGCUGGUCAGGGAGGAGGAGGAGGGCAUCUUCUCUGCCCUCAACAGAGACCUUGGCAAGCACCGGGCCGAGGCCUUCCGCGACGAGGUCUCCCCAUCUUUCUUCUCCCCCCGCCGCAGAAGCUUUCUCUCCUCCGCCAUGGCCUCUAAAAGAUUUCUUUUCCUGCAGGUUGGGGUUCUGAUUAAAUCCAUCAACUUCGCGCUGAGCAGCCUUAAGCAGUGGAUGGCUCCGAAGAGUGUGAGUUCCUUCUGUCUUCCCUUCUUCCUUUUUCUGUUCUCUCCUUCAGCCACCGAGACGCUGCUCAUGGCCGUCUUCUUCAGGUGAAGGUCCCCCUCGUCUCCUUCCCCUCAUCCGCCACCGUCGUACCAGAGCCGCUCGGAGUAGUGUUGCUGUUCUCCUCCUGGAACUUCCCCAUUGGUAAGUAGUCUUGAGUUUGAUGGCCCGCUUCUUCUUCUCGCCAUUAACGGCGGUGGCGGCGGCGGUGAUUGUCCAGGGUUGGCGCUGGAGCCGAUCAUCGGCGCCUUCUCUGCCGGAAACGUGGUGGCGCUGAAGCCGUCGGAGCUUGCUCCCUCCUCCGCUGAGUUUCUAGCGGAGGCCAUUCCCAGGUACCUCGACGGCGCCGCCGUGAAGGUCUUCCUCGGCGGGCCCUCCGUGGGCUCGCAGCUCCUGGAGCAGCGAUGGGAUAAGAUCUUGUUCACCGGUAAGACAGAUCUUGUUCUGUUCUUCCAGCGGCCUUCUUCUGGACUGCUCAUCCUGCUCGCUGGCGGCGCCGUCGCCUCACAGGGAGCCCGCGGGUGGGACGCGUCGUCAUGGCCGCAGCGGCGGAGCACCUGACUCCGGUCAUCCUCGAGCUGGGCGGGAAGUGCCCAGCCAUCGUUGACUCCAUCGGUUCGAGCGAACAGAAGGUAUACCGCUCUAUUUGACCGCACCCACGUGGAGUGGACAUUUUUAGAAAAGACCCUACAUAUCCCCUAUAAACCCCCUUUAUUGAUGACUUACCUAUCUUCUGCCCUGUUUUGACAAUAAUAUUCUAAAAUGGUUUCAGCAUUUUUCUGCGACAGAAAUAUCAUCCAAAAAGAAAUAUAAUAUUAUCAUAUUCUGAUCCAGGUGGCGGCAAAACGACUGGUUGCCGGAAAGUGGGGCCCCUGUUGCGGACAAGCUUGCGUGGGAAUUGACUAUAUCCUCGUGGAAAGACAAUUUGCCUCCACUCUGGUAGGAGGUCAAAGUCGUCAUUUCGCAUUCAUAAUUUUCAAUUUAUUUUUUUUAUUUACGAGUCGCUUUUUUAAAAAAUACCAUUAAUUUGCUUUUAAAUAUUAGAUUGACAUGCUGCGGAGAACGGUCAAGAGUUUGUACGGAGAUUCUAGAAACCUCUCGAGAAUCGUCAAUCGGCAGCACUUCAUGAGGCUGGAAGGCCUUCUGAAGGACCCCUCCGUUUCCGCUUCCGUCGUUCACGGUGGCCGCUUCGACAGCGACAAUCUGUGAGUCUUCCGCCCUCUUUUUGUUCUUCGAUUCGAAGAUACCGUUGAAUAUUUUUCAGUUGAGGAUAAUAGUUCGUUUAAUUCGUGAAGGAAAAUCGAACCGACGAUCUUGCUGGAUCCCCCGCUGGACUCCGAGAUCAUGACCGAAGAAGUCUUCGGUCCUCUCCUUCCCAUAAUCACGGUAGGCCGGGGGUUUUUCUUGUGAUCAGCAUUCUUCAUCACAGAAUCCGAAUCCUAUUUUCCAUUGCGAACUAUAUUUUCUAUUUUCUGUUCUUCAUGUAGCUGGAGAAGAUCGGAGACAGCAUCGCGUUCGUGAGGGACAGGCCGAAGCCGCUGGCCAUCUACGUCUUCUCCAACGACGAGGCCCUGAAGAAACGAGUUGUGGCCGAGACCUCCUCCGGAAGCGUCACCUUCAAUGACACCAUGAUCCAAGUAAGUCUCCUCCUCCACAGAUCAAACAAAUACCUGAAAGAUCAUAAACCUUCUCUCUCUCUCUCUCUCUCUCUCUCUCUCUCUCUCUCUCUCAUCUGUAUUGGAAUUGACGUGGUUUUGGGGUGGUGGCACCGCCGGUGGCCGGAGAAGUUCGCCGUGGACACGCUGCCCUUCGGCGGGGUGGGGGGGAGCGGCUUCGGGAGGUACCACGGGAAGUUCUCAUUCGACGCCUUCAGUCACGAGAAGGCGGUGAUGAGGAGGCAGUUCCUCCUGGAUUUCCCCCUCCGGUACCCUCCAUGGAACGAGACCAAGCUCAGGUUCCUCAGGGACGUCUUCCACUUCGACUACUUCGGCCUUCUGCUCGUCAUGAUGGGCCUCAAGAAAUGA
Messenger RNA from Spirodela intermedia, 2399 nucleotides. The record is from the annotation of a GenBank genome assembly. NCBI's taxonomy places the organism in Eukaryota, Viridiplantae, Streptophyta, Magnoliopsida, Alismatales, Araceae.